AUGACAACGCACCGGAGGAACUAUCUCGGUAUCACCGGCCUCGAUGGCCCGAUACAAGGGUUCGCCGGUAUCACUGCGCACGUCCAGAAUGCGAAGAACCGUGUACCCGAUCUCAUAAAGCUCACCAAUGGCGCUCGCCGUCAUACCGGAAUUCACCCACUCUUCCAGAUCAUGGGGCAAUCAUGGGGCAGGCGGCGGAUUUCGUCCCAGGUCAUGCCACCUGGCAGGCGUGGCGCGUCGGGCAUGGAAGUGGUCGUGGACGCUGAGGUCGAACCGGAGCUAGAGCUCUACGGCUCCGUCGCGCGAGAGGUAAACUCGUUGGCCUGCUGGUUGUCCAUUUUGGUUGGAAUUGCCAGAGGCAAACUGACUGAAGCUGGGUUCUGA
Molecule: messenger RNA, 384 nt
Organism: Aspergillus tanneri
Lineage: Eukaryota; Fungi; Ascomycota; Eurotiomycetes; Eurotiales; Aspergillaceae
Exons: 2
Coding region: 1-384 (127 amino acids)
Source: RefSeq, a predicted model, not a curated record